Physella acuta is the source of this 1353-nucleotide messenger RNA. RefSeq names its product ficolin-2. NCBI's taxonomy places the organism in Eukaryota, Metazoa, Mollusca, Gastropoda, Physidae. The record is from RefSeq and is a predicted model, not a curated record.
GUAAACUAUGUUAAAACUGUGGACACUAUGGCCGAUUUCCUAAAAACGUUUGAAGAUCCAAGUAAACUUAAGGGAGCUGACAUGUCAAUGUCAUUACAGAUGUCACAUUCAAGUAGCGAUGACAACGGUUUUCCAAGGAAAAACUUUACUGACACUCAUAAACCAAUAGAAUCUUCUAAUAGUCUACAUAUUUUUGAAACAAGAUUAAACAACCUGACAGCACAGUUACAGUUUGUAAAUGAGAGGUUUAAUCAUUUAAAAGAUAAACGUUUAAACAUGAAUGAAGAAAAUACGGAAAAGGAACAAAACACCAAUUCGCUAAUCUGGACAAAGAAAAUGUGUAAAAGAACACAUAACUUCAACUUAACAAGUAGACAGCUUGUUCAGCUCAACCAAUCAAAGUUAACAUUAUGUGACACGAAAACGGACGGCGGCGCCUGGAUUUUAAUACAGCGUCGUGUUAUGGGCGAUGUAAACUUCACCAGAGGAUGGGACGACUACAAACAUGGGUUUGGAUCAACGGCAGGAGAUUUUUGGCUUGGAAAUGACUGGAUUUCCUGGCUUACACAUGUGGGUUACACUGAAUUAAGAAUUGAUCUGACUAUAGAAAGUAAAAAUUAUUAUGCAGUGUACAACAAUUUCAAAGUUGACGACGAAUCCUCAAAGUAUUUUAUGACGUUUUCCAAAUAUCAAGGUAACACAAAAGAUCAACUAAGUCCCCACAACAGUAUGAAGUUCUCCACAAUAGACAACGAUAACGAUGCCGACGGUCGUAACUGCGCUCAGAUUUUUAUGGGUGGAUGGUGGUAUACCAAUUGUUAUCAAACAAAUCUUAACGGAGUUUGGAAUGUAAACGACAAUACAGGGAUUUUUUUGGGGCGGCUAUGUCAAAUCAGUUGAAAUGAAACUACGCACAUUAUAAUAUCAAGAGUUAUUCAGAGAAAAAUAAAUACAUUCUCCACAAUAGCUUCUAAAAUUCUUGCUAUAUAACAGCAUUCGAAAUAGGUAUGACUCGUGGGAUUUUGUUAAAGUACAAAAGGAUUAACGUGAUUUGUCUGUAAAAAAUUAAUAAGUGACAUUUUAUUCACUUUGCAUGUAGAUAAUUCAACAUUUAAACUAUUGAUUGUUUAUUUUACGUGUAUAAGUAUAACGGUUGAUUGAAGUUUAGCCACACAAAAAACGUUAAAAAGCAUGCGAAGUAUGCUUUCUUGACAUUUUAUCACAUUUUUACUUUAUUAUUUAAAACUAUUGAUCUAUAGGCUACAUUUAAUAAUUCUUAGUUUCUUUAAAAUGAUAUAUAUAUUUUUCUUAUUUAUGUAAACCUUUUAUUAUAAAUAAAGUAUUAAAAAUACA